Messenger RNA from Scophthalmus maximus (turbot), 4999 nucleotides. It is a transcript of the gene erbb3b, whose product is annotated as erb-b2 receptor tyrosine kinase 3b. Gene Ontology annotation, biological process: positive regulation of kinase activity; positive regulation of cell population proliferation; protein phosphorylation. Bases 209 to 4561 code for a protein of 1450 amino acids. The transcript has 28 exons. Lineage: Eukaryota; Metazoa; Chordata; Actinopteri; Pleuronectiformes; Scophthalmidae. Gene Ontology annotation, cellular component: basal plasma membrane; signaling receptor complex. Gene Ontology annotation, molecular function: neuregulin receptor activity; protein tyrosine kinase activity; ATP binding. The record is from RefSeq and is a predicted model, not a curated record.
GCGGUUUAUCUGCGCUUGUAACAGUUUUGAAGAAGGAUAUUGGAUUCCUCCCCCACUCUCAUUUCUUUACAGAGAUUAAUUUUUUUCAAUAUAUUUAUUUUAUCUUAUUUUUUUACAUGCAUACUUUCCUACAGACCCUUGGCUGCUCGGAGGACAACACAGACUCGUGUGAUAUGACAUUAUCUCAAUAAAUAGAGAAGACGUCAACAUGGAGCUGUGGCGAGUCGUUGUGAUGUGUGUGAUGUUCUGCUGGAGGCUGCAGACAUCAUCAUCUCAAACACAUGAAGAGGUGUGUCCCGGUACGCAGAACGGCCUGAGCUCCACGGGCUCUCAGGAGAAUCAGUACAACCUGAUCAAGGACCGGUAUGACGGCUGUGAGAUCAUCAUGGGAAACCUGGAGAUCACUCAGAUAGAGAGUAACUGGGAUUUCUCCUUCCUCAAGACAAUCCGCGAGGUGACCGGCUACAUCCUCAUUGUCAUGAACCACUUUCAGGAGAUUCCUCUGGGGCAACUACGAAUCAUCCGGGGAAACAGCCUCUACGAAAGACGCUUUGCCCUCUCGGUUUUCUUCAACUACCCCAAGGACGGCUCCAGUGGCCUGCGGCAGCUGGGGCUCGCGAACCUGACAGAGAUUCUGGAGGGAGGAGUGCAGAUCAUUAACAACAAGUACCUGAGUUACGGCCCCUGGAUCUUCUGGCAGGACAUCAUCAGGGACGGCGGUGCUCCCAUCGACGUCCAGCACAAUGGAGAGAGAGGCCCAUGCCACAAAUCGUGUGGAGAUUACUGCUGGGGGCCAAAUGAGGGCCAAUGUCAGAUCUUGACGAAGACGGUGUGCGCUCCGCAGUGCAAUGGCCGCUGUUUCGGGACGAGCCCCAGGGACUGCUGUCACAUAGAGUGUGCAGCAGGAUGUAAAGGCCCGCUGGACGUCGACUGUUUCGCAUGUCGUCAUUUCAACGACUCCGGAGCCUGUGUGCCUCAGUGCCCCAAGACUCUGAUCUAUAACAAGCAGACGUUUAAUAUGGAGACCAACCCUAAUGCAAAGUAUCAGUACGGAUCCAUCUGCGUCUCCCAGUGCCCCAAGAAUUUUGUGGUGAGCGGUAGCUCCUGCGUGAGCGUCUGUCCUCCAGACAAGAUGGAGGUGGAAAAAGAAGGCCAGAGGCAGUGUGAGCGCUGCAAUGGACUCUGCCCUAAAGUGUGUGAAGGAACAGGUGCUGAACACAGACAGACCGUGGACGCCAGCAACAUAGACAGCUUCAUCAACUGCACCAAGAUCCAGGGCAGUCUUCACUUCCUGGUCACGGGGAUUCUUGGAGACGACUUUAAAAAGAUCCCGCCCUUGGAUGCGAAAAAACUGGAAGUGUUCCGCACCGUCAGAGAAAUAACAGAUAUUCUAAACAUCCAGUCGUGGCCCAAAGAGCUGAAUGAUCUGUCCGUUUUUUCCAGUCUCGCUACCAUUCAGGGGAGGUCGCUCUAUAAACGUUUUUCUCUAAUGGUGAUGCACAUCCCCACUCUGACCUCACUGGGCCUGCGCUCCCUGCGGGAGAUCAGUGACGGCAGCGUUUACAUCAGUCAGAACCUCAACCUCUGUUACCACCACACUGUAAACUGGACGCAGCUGUUCAGAGGCCGCAAAGUUCGAGUCGACAACCUCAGCAACAACAGGCCGCUGGCAGAGUGUGUUGCAGAAGGUCACGUGUGUGACCCGCUAUGCUCGGACUCAGGCUGCUGGGGCCCGGGGCCCGACCAGUGUCUCUCCUGCAGGGACUACAGCCGAGACGGCACAUGUUUGGGCAGCUGUAAUUUUUUCACAGGAGCUCCCAGGGAAUUUGCGGGGCCUGAUGGUGAGUGUGUUGCCUGUCAUCCAGAAUGUAAACCUCAGCAUGGGAAAGACAGCUGUACUGGACCGGGUACAGAUCAAUGUGUGGGAUGUGCGAACCUCCGAGAUGGUCCGUACUGCAUGUCCUCUUGUCCCACUGGAGUAAAUGAUGGACAGAAGGGGCUGAUCUUCAAAUACCCCAACAGGGAGGGUCACUGUGAACCGUGUCACCACAACUGUACACAGGGAUGCUCAGGACCAGGAUUAAAUGACUGUUUGGAGACAGGCAGACUGGCAGCCAGCAGUGGUCAGAUCACAGGUAUAGCUCUGGGUGUGCCGGCCGGCUUGAUUUUCUGCCUGGUGUUGUUUUUCCUGGGCGUGCUGUACAACCGAGGGCUGGCUAUCCAACGCAAGAGAGCAAUGCGGAGGUACCUGGAGAGUGGAGAGAGCUUUGAGCCUCUGGGUCCCGGGGAGAAAGGCACCAAGGUUCAUGCCCGCAUUUUGAGGCCGUCAGAGUUAAAGAAAAUCAAAGCCCUUGGCUCUGGAGUUUUUGGAACAAUGCACAAGGGAUUUUGGACUCCAGAGGGAGAGUCAGUGAAGAUCCCUGUCGCCAUUAAGACCCUCCAGGACAGCUCAGGCCGACAGACCUUCACCGAGAUCACUGAUCAUAUGCUGUCCAUGGGCAGCCUGGACCACCCCUACAUCGUCAGGCUGCUGGGCAUCUGUCCAGGCGCCAGUCUGCAACUGUUGACCCAGCUCAUUUCACAGGGGUCCUUACUGGAGCACAUCAGGCAGCACAAGAACAGCCUGGACCCCCAGCGUCUGCUCAACUGGUGUGUGCAGAUAGCUAAAGGUAUGUACUACCUGGAGGAACACUGCAUGGUCCACAGGAACCUGGCUGCCCGCAACAUCCUGCUGAAAAAUGACUACCAGGUCCAGAUCUCUGACUACGGCGUGGCCGACCUCCUUUAUCCUGAUGACAAGAAAUACAUCUACACAGACACCAAGACACCCAUAAAAUGGAUGGCACUUGAAAGUAUCUUGUUUCGAAGAUACACUCAUCAAAGUGAUGUUUGGAGUUAUGGGGUGACAGUGUGGGAGAUGAUGUCAUUUGGGGCGGAGCCGUAUGCCUACGUGCAGCCUCAGGAAGUGCCAAGUCUGCUGGAGAAGGGCGAACGUCUGUCUCAGCCGCACAUCUGUACCAUAGACGUCUACAUGGUCAUGGUCAAAUGUUGGAUGAUUGAUGAAAAUAUAAGGCCGACUUUCAAAGAGCUGGCCAGUGACUUUACUCGUAUGGCGAGAGACCCACCGAGAUACCUCGUCAUCAAGCUGGAAGGAGAAGAAGCAGCCUCGGCAGAAAUCCAUCGCAGAGAAUCAGAGCGAGGACUUUUGGAUGCAGAGUUUGAAGACCGCGAUGAGGCCGGAUUGGAGGACGGUUUGGCUACUCCUCCUCUCCAACACUCUCCAUCUUGGAGUCUGUCCCGGUCACGGAUUAAUUCAGACAGGAGCGGCACCUCUCAGGCUGGACCUAUUGGAUACCUGCCAAUGACCCCCAGCCCCGUAGACAGCAUCCGCCAGCUGUGGUUUCAGAGGUCUCGGCUGAGCUCAGUGCGGACCCUGCCCGACAGGUCAGAGGUCGGGAGGAGUGGCAGAGAGGCAGAGCCGCGUGAGGAAGGUUUGCAGCAUGGGAGUCUUCACAGGGCCAGAUUUGGCUCAGAGAGGGGUCAUCCUCGUAUAUCCAUCAGCCGGCACAGGAAGCUUUCAACAGCAUCAAGUCCGUCCUCAUACAAGGUGUGGACGGCAGAGGAAGAGGAGGAGGUGGACCACUAUGGCUACGUCCUGCCAGGGUCACCUGACACUCCAGAGAGAGUCCCUAAAGUCUCUCGUUCUGGCCGAAGAAACUCGAGACCGAAGAAUAAUCUGUCGCUCGUUGUGAUAAAUCCUUCCCAGGAGUAUGAAAUCAUGAGCAAAGAGUCUCCCCCUUGCUCAGCCAGAGGUGUUUCAUCUCAGGCAGCUGCCCCUUCGGUGGCACUUUGUAGUAAAACCUCACCUUUACCUUCUCCGACCUUCAUGGCUUCGUUCCCUGUAGAGCUCACAGCAGAUGUGGAAACACUGACGGCUGUAAAGAAGAAGAGGAGUAAAGAUGAUGAUUGUGAGGGAAAUGCAGCAGAGCAAGGAGACUCCGCAGAGAAGAAUCAGCUACCUGGGGACUCGGAGAGAGAAAUUGGACCUGUGGAAGUGCAAGAAGAGGCGGCCCCAGGAAGAGGUAGGUAUGAAUACAUGGAUAUCAGGCGCUCUGACUCCACGGAGGGGCAAGAUUCAGCAGAGACACAGGAAGCAGACCAAAUAGUGGAAGUGUUGAAAAAGGAGUAUAGGGAGGAAGAGGAAAAGGAAGAGGAGAGGUGCAACAACACAAAUAAACAACUCACACAUCAGGAGGAUCCGAGCGGCACGGCCAUGCCCAUGCCAGAUGUGCUCACAGCUGGGGGAGAAAUGGUGGAGGAGUAUGAGGAGAUGACCAGAUUUGGAGUGGUGCCCGGUGGGUGGGAGCAGGCGGACUACCAGAACCUCCCAUUGAAGGGAAGAGCUGUUUCCGAGGAGGUUGGCGGUGGCAGGUGUGCGGGGAUUGGGGGAUACAUCAAGGUGUGUGCCGGCAUGGGGGAGCCGGGCAGCAACACAUCCUUUGACAACCCAGACUACUGGCACAGCAGACUGUUCCUCCAGCCAGACGCCGUACGCACCUAAUAAUGUGGAUUGGGACAGAAACAUAGUGAUUUUUGCAGUUAAUUUAGUUCCUGUCAUAAAUCUUGGUAGUUUUGUAAUAUGUUUCAGGUUUUCUCUGAUUCCCACAAACAACAAACAUUGAAAGAUUUAAAAAAAAAAGUAUAAAAUGUAUUCUCAUUUCGCAGUUUUAUGGUGCAGUUAAUAAAUGUUUAUGAACCGUGAACUGUGAAAGAACACAAAAAUAAAGGUUAUAGUAAAUCUGUUUUUUGCAGAUUAGAUGAAUAAGGAGUACAAGCUUCACUGUUACAACAACUGUGUGAUUGUUGUGUUUUUAUACAGUUUGUGAAAAAUAUGAUUUUUUGCAGUGAUCCUGUCAUUUGUGUAAUUGAUUUGUGUAAAGCCUUUUCUUUUUAAAAUUUUCUUGCAACGCAUUUAAAAUAAAUAAAACAAUAAAAUAUC